AUGGAAAGGGAUCGAGUUGCUGGAUCUUGCAACUCCCCUCCCUAUUUUGACGGCAAUAACUAUGCUGCGUGGAGAGAAAAAUUUGAGAUAUUCCUUGAUGCUCUUGAUGAGUAUGCAAGUGGGUAUCUCACAAAAGAGUGGGUUGCUCCGGUCAAGACUGUUGAGGGUGAACUUGUGUCCAAGCCUAGGCCAGAAUGGACUGAAGCUGAGGUGUUUGCUGCAUAUUCGAACAAGAAGGCCAGAAAUGCCUUAGUUACAGCUUUGUCUAGCACACAAUUUGCACAUAUACAACACAUCCCUAAUGCUAAACAAGCUUGGGAUAAACUAAGGGUAGUUCAUGAAGGGGAUGACCAAGUUAGAACCCUAAAACUUCAGAUGGUGCUUGCACAAUUUGAAGAACUUAGAAUGUCUGAAUCUGAGUCCAUUUCUGAGUUCUAUGGAAGAGUUGAGAUGAUCACAAAUGAAGCCAUGAGUCUAGGUCAACCCAUUGAAGAGCUUCUUGUUGUUCAGAAAAUUCUUCGUGUUCUACCAUCUAGGUUUAGAGCAAAGAAAACCGCAAUCAUGGAGGUCCAAAAUUUAAAUGAAAUUAAGCUUGGCAAGCUUGUAGGAAAAUUGAAAACCUAUGAGAUGGAAUUGAACAUGGAAGAGAAUGACUCCAAAAAAUCAAAAAAUGUUGCACUUCAAGGAGUGCAUGUUUCCUCUCCGAAAGGUGGUGAUAAAUCCUCAGGUUUUGAGGAUGAGAUGGCUUUGUUUGUCAAAAAAUUUAGGAGAAUUCUUAAGGAUAAGGGAAAGUUUGCUAGAGACGGCAGCUCUGGUAGUGAGAAAAAUUUUAGACCAUCAACUGAUCGGUUUAAUGAGAGGAAUAAGGAUGUCAAACCUUUCACGAAAGAUUUUAGAAAAUCUGUCAAGUGCUUCACAUGUGGAGGCAUUGGACACUAUGCUGCUGACUGUGCAAACAAUCAGAAAAAAUACUCCAAAGGAAAGGACAAGGCCAUGAAAGUGAGCUGGAGUGAGAGUGAAAGUGAAGGCUCUCAAGAUGAUUCAUCUUCCUCUGAUGAUGAUGACCAACAUGUUGCCUUUGUUGCCUCUGUACAGCCCAUGUCUGAUGAAUCUGAUUCUGAGUCAGAUGACCUGUCAUACGAGUCAUUAGGAAGAAAAUAUGAUUGUUUGUUUAAAGAGACCUUGUCCUUGAAAGAAGAGAGCCUCAAACUUGAGGCAAAUAAACAAGAUCUUCAAAAUGAAAUUCUCAUCUUAAAAGAAACCAAAAAGGAGUUGAGUGACAAAUUUGAGUCUCUAGAAAAAGAAAUUGAUGCUCUUGUGUCAAUUAGGAGUAACCUCGAAAACCAAGUUAAUGUGCUCAAGGAAAGUAACAUUGGUUUCCAGAACUCAAACAAACAGCUCCUAGGUGAAUUGAAUGAAGCAAAUAGGAAGAUUAUAUCUAUGACCAUUGGUGCAUCAAAAAUUGACAAAAUGUUGAAUAUGGGAAAACUUCAUGGGGACAAAGGUGGUCUUGGAUUUAAUCACUUUGGUUCUAGUUUGUCUAGUUCUACCACUAAGUUUGUCAAAUCAGAAAAUCCAGUCACAAUUCCUCUUGAUGUUCAGCAGGUUGUCAAGAAACCUAAGUUUGUUCCAACUUGUCACAGGUGUGGGUUGACUGGUCAUAUUCGACCAGUCUGUCAUAUGUAUAGCAAAGAUAAGACUAGAAAAUUGUCUCCAAAAUCUAAAAGAAAUCCCAGAUCUUUGCAAGAUCAAGUUGAUCAUUUGCUGAAUGAGGUCACUAAGAUAGCCAAACUUGUCUCCCUCAAAAUGAGUUCUCCUAUUGUGCCUAAGUCUACUUGGAUUGCAAGAGGUCAUACCAAAUCUCUUGUUGUGCUAAAUGCUUUUGCUGCUUCAAAUAUCAACUCUUGGUAUUUUGAUAGUGGUUGUUCCAAACAUAUGUCUGGAGAUAAAAAUGUUUUUUCAUCUCUCAGCCCCUUUGAUGGAGGCACUGUGACUUUUGGUGGAGGUCAUAGAUCUCAAGUUGUUGGAAAAGGUACUGUUUGUAUCCCUGGUCUGCCCGAGCUUAAGAAUGUUAGAUUUGUUGAGGGUCUCACAUCCAAUCUCAUUAGUGUGAGUCAGCUGUGUGAUGAUGGAAUAGUAGAAGUCAGAUUCUCCAAGCAUGGCUGCAAAAUCAUUGGAAAAGGUGGAAAUGAGAUUGUGAGCGUGGCAAGGUCUAGGGACAAUUGCUUCUGCAUUGAUGGUGUCAACGAUGCAAAAGAAAUAGUUUGCAACAAGGUUGUAAAUGAAACAAGUAUUUUGUGGCAUCAAAGGCUUGGACAUGUUAAUUUUAGAGACUUGCAUAAGUUGUCCAAGAGAGAGCUAGUAAGUGGCUUACCAAAGCUGGAAAAAUCUGAUGAGCAUGUUUGUGAAGGAUGUCAAUUAGGCAAACAGGUCAGAGUGUCACACAAAAAGGUCAAACACAUUCAAACAAAUGUAAUUCUAGAACUUGUUCACAUGGACCUUGUUGGUCCUAUUCAAACCGUGUCCCUUGGUGGAAAGAAAUAUAUUCUUGUCAUGGUUGAUGAUUUCUCUAGGUUUACUUGGGUCUCAUUUCUACGUGAGAAAUCUGAAACUUUUCAAAGGUUUAAGUCUGUUUGUCAUCUUUUGCAAAAAGAGAAGAUGACUAGUCAUCUGCCUCUUGUUAGAAUUAGAACAGACCAUGGCUCUGAAUUUGAGAAUUCUCAGUUUCUGAAAUUUUGCGAAGAGAUGGGAAUUAAACAUGAGUUCUCUGCACCUAUUACACCUCAGCAAAAUGGUGUUGUGGAGAGAAAGAAUAGAGUGCUUGUAGAGAUGGCAAGGGUGAUGCUAAAUAGCAAAAAUCUUGCUAAACACUUUUGGGCUGAAGCUGUCAAUACAGCUUGUUACAUCUCAAACAGGGUAUUUGUGAGGUCUGGUACCAAACAAACUCCCUAUGAGAUUUGGAAAGGAAAGAAGCCUAAUGUGUCAUAUUUUAAGGUCUUUGGUAGCACAUGCUAUAUUUUGAGAGAUAGGGAGCAUCUUGCUAAGUUUGAUUCUAAGUGUGAUAAGGGAAUCUUUCUAGGAUAUUCCACUUCUAGCCGAGCCUAUAGAGUGUACAAUUGUAGGUCCAGAACCAUCAUUGAAUCCAUAAAUGUCACUAUUGAUGAUUUUGCUGCCUCUAUAGAGAUGGCAUUAGAUGAGGAUGGUCUUUUUCCUCCUCCUCCACUUGUGCAAAAAUCUCCAGGUCUGGAUCUUGUGGUUGACCUGUCAACUUUUGAAAAUUCUGUCCCGGUUGACCUGUCAACCCCUUCAACUUCUAGUUCCAUCUCCUCUGUCCAGGCUGACAGCUCUCAUACUGAUCAUAGUUCUCUCACUCCAUCUGCGAGUGUCAUUAUUGGCCCUCUUAAUCAAGGAGUGAGAACUAGGAAACAACUUGCUCAAGAAAUUAGCCAUGUGUGUUAUGUUUCCAAGGAAGAGCCUAGAAAUGUGAAAGAAGCCUUGCACCAUGGUGAAUGGUUUCUUGCAAUGCAGGAAGAAUUAAAUCAAUUUGUGAGAAAUGAUGUUUGGUACCUUGUUCCAAGACCAGUCCACACUAAUGUCAUAGGCACUAAGUGGAUUUUCAAGAAUAAAACCGAUGAACAAGGUAAUGUGGUGAGAAAUAAGGCUAGAUUGGUUGCUCAAGGAUACACUCAAAUGGAAGGCAUUGACUUUGAUGAAACUUUUGCCCCUGUUGCACGAUUAGAAUCAGUUAGAUUGCUUCUUGCCAUUGCUUGUCAUUUGAAAUUUAAACUUUAUCAAAUGGAUGUCAAAACUGCCUUUUUAAAUGGUGUCCUAAAUGAAGAGGUCUAUGUUGAGCAGCCAAAGGGUUUUGAAGAUCCACAUCAUCCAAAUGAUGUGUUUCGUUUAAAAAAGGCUCUCUAUGGUUUAAAACAAGCUCCUAGAGCAUGGUAUGAGAGGUUAUCCUCUCAUCUUCUAGGAAAUGGGUAUGUUCGAGGGUCCGUUGAUAAAACAUUGUUUGUGAAAAGGUUUAAAAAGGAUGUCUUGAUUGCUCAAGUGUAUGUUGAUGAUAUUGUGGUUGGUUCUACAUCUGAUUUGCAUGUUCAAGAUUUUAUUCAUGUCAUGACUAGUGAAUUUGAAAUGAGUCUUGUCGGUGAGCUUAAUUAUUUCUUAGGUCUCCAAAUUAAACAGAGCCAUGAUGGGAUCUUUGUAUCCCAAUCUAAAUAUGCAAAAAAUCUUGUGACAAAAUUUGGUUUGGAAGGAGCCAAAUCUGCAAGAACUCCAAUGAGCACUAGUGCUAAGAUUCAUAGAGACUUGCAUGGCAAAAGUGUGGAUCAAACUCUCUAUAGAAGCAUGAUAGGAAGUCUUCUCUACUUGACUGCUAGUAGACCUGACAUUUCUUUUAGUGUUGGUGUAUGUGCUCGGUUUCAAAGUGACCCAAAAGAGUCUCACUUGUUUGCUGUUAAGAGAAUUAUAAAAUAUGUGAGUGGGACUAGUGAUUUUGGGUUGUGGUAUACCUAUGACACUUGUGUCAAUCUUGUUGGGUAUAGUGAUGCCGAUUGGGCAGGUUGUAGUGAUGAUAGGAAAAGCACUUCCGGGGGGGUUUUCUAUGUAGGCAACAAUCUUGUUGCUUGGCAUAGCAAAAAACAGAAUUCUGUCUCCUUAUCCACUGCUGAAGCAGAGUAUGUUGCCGCUGGGAGUUGUUGUACUCAACUCCUUUGGAUGCGACAAAUGUUGGAAGACUAUGGUCUUGCUCAAUCAUGUUUUCUAAUCUAUUGUGACAACAUGAGUGCCAUAGAUAUUUCAAAAAAUCCUGUUCAACACUCUAGGACUAAGCAUAUCGACAUUCGGCACCAUUUUAUUAGAGACCUUGUGGAAGACAAAAUUUUAACUUUGGAAUUUGUUCCCUCUGAAAAACAGCUAGCAGAUAUACUCACCAAGGCCUUGGACUUUCAGAAACAUGGUACACUAAGGCAAUCCAUUGGCCUUUGUUCCAUUGAUUGA
Molecule: messenger RNA, 4998 nt
Organism: Prunus armeniaca (apricot)
Lineage: Eukaryota; Viridiplantae; Streptophyta; Magnoliopsida; Rosales; Rosaceae
Source: the annotation of a GenBank genome assembly